CAAAUUGCGACACCCUGCGCUACCGCCAUAUUGGAAUCACAUUUUUCACCAAAAUUGCAGCUCUUGGUUUGAAACGGUUUGUGAGCAGAAAUAUGAAGUGCCUUGCCGUAAGCACUUUCCUAGUGGUAGGAAUUAUUUGUAUCUACCAUUUUGGCCAAUCUGAAGCUGCAGAAAAGAAGACUGGACCCAAAGUUACGGACAAAGUCUACUUUGAUAUCACCAUUGGAGGAAAGGAGGCAGGCAGGAUUGUUAUUGGACUUUUUGGAAAGACUGUCCCUAAAACUGUAGAAAAUUUCAAGAAACUAGCUGAAGGAUUUGAGAAAGGUGGAGAAACCCUCACCUACAAAGGCAGCAAAUUCCACCGCGUCAUCAAAGACUUCAUGAUCCAGGGGGGUGACUUCACCAAUGGAGAUGGCACAGGAGGCAAGAGUAUCUAUGGCAACAAGUUUGAUGAUGAGAACUUUAAAUUGAAGCAUUUUGGAUCUGGCUGGUUAUCCAUGGCUAAUGCAGGGAAAAACACCAAUGGCUCACAAUUCUUCAUUACUACUAAGAAGACUGAAUGGCUUGAUGGAAGACACGUUGUAUUUGGAAAAAUUUUAGAAGGAAUGAAAGUUGUUAGAAAAAUUGAAAGUUCAAAAACAAAGCCAGGAGAUAAACCAGAAGAGGAUGUUGUCAUUGCUGAAUGUGGAUCUCUGGAUGUUGAUACACCUUUUGCUGUUGCCAAGGAGCCUUCAGAUGAAUCCAAAUAGAUUGCUCAAAUUUUGGAGUGUUUAUAAGGGGUCCAUCUUAAAAGAAACAUUUCCAAUUUCACCACCUUUAGGCUAAGCAGUCAAUGACAAUGAGCAAGGACUCGUAUUAGAACAUUCAAAUGCUCAUUCUACACCUGAAAUAAUAGUCUUAUCGCACACAAUUUUUCCAGAGUAGAUAUUUAUUUGUUGCCAUAUUAUGAACAGUUCUAGGAAUAUAUUCUAUCAUUUUUAUCAUAUUCAGAUCAUAUAUAAGUAGAACAUAUUGUUUUGAUCAUGUAUGAUUCUAUGCAUUCAAAACAAAAAAGUUAUGUAUAAAUGGGAGGGUUUAGAUGGGGUUUAUCCCAAGAUUAAUAUUCAGUGUCCAACGAGGACUGAAAGUACAAUUAUGUUUACUAUGUAUAUAUUUCUUGAAAGAUUAAUCCUUCCAUGACUAGGAAAGAUUAACCCCUUCAUGACUACGGAGCAUAACAUUUGUCCACCCAUU
Owenia fusiformis is the source of this 1233-nucleotide messenger RNA. Lineage: Eukaryota; Metazoa; Annelida; Polychaeta; Sabellida; Oweniidae. The record is from the annotation of a GenBank genome assembly.